Molecule: messenger RNA, 2684 nt
Organism: Schistosoma intercalatum
Lineage: Eukaryota; Metazoa; Platyhelminthes; Trematoda; Strigeidida; Schistosomatidae
Source: the annotation of a GenBank genome assembly
AAUGAGACCUUGCAUUUUUGUCAAACAUAUAAAAUAGUCCUGGUGUUUGCGCUCUGAAAUAAACAUUUUUUCAUUCACACGCGUGUAUUGCAUGUUUUAAAGCAAAUGCAUUGGAUAGGAUGUUAAGUACUUUGGUGCUUCAAUGUUGUGUUUAUUUAUUUUUACAUUUUUACAGACCACACAAGAUAAUUCUUUUAAUUUAAAUCUCAGUAGAUACUUUGCGUGAAGAGGGCAUCGCUGUAGAUAUGAAGCUUUUCAGAAAAGCUACGAAUUUAAUAUCGAAAGCUUAUAAACGAUAUUCGUACAAUGAUGUUUUGGUCGUUUGUCAAACUCAUCUGUGUACAUUCAAAUCACCAUUCAACAUCAUACAAUGUUUUGUUAGGCCCGAUGGUUUUUUAGAUCCAUCAACGUACUUAGUUUCAGCUAGAAAGCCAAUGUACAAGGCAGUUAUUUUUGAUAAAGAUGGAACUAUUAUUUGCUUUAACUCAAUGUGGAUGCCUUGGGCACGGACUAUUGCAAAAAAGUACUGUCACUAUAUAAAUACCUAUUUAUCUGCCACAAUGAUAAAGCAUUUCUAGUGACAUUGCUCGAGAUAUAGGUUUCGAGAUAUUGACUACUCUUGGGUGCUGCCCAAAAACGCACAUUAUCAAUCCAGGUUUUAAUUUUUUUCAUUUUAAUUCUGACCUUUUUAAAGGUGUUUUAGCUGAAGGUACUGAAGAACAAAUAAUAAUCGCUCUGACAAACUUGUUAGUUUCUCACGACAUUACAAAAAGAAUGGCUCAGUCCAUUGUGUCUAGGCAUGUAAAAGCAUUAUCACUUUCACCUGAGCACAUUGUUCAGUUGACUGAUAUGAAAAGCAUGUUAACUACUUUGAGACAGCACUCAAUCAAGACCGCUAUUUGCACUUCCGACAGUCGCAAAGGGACAGUACAAGCUCUGGCAGUUUUAGAUAUUUUACAUCUAUUAGAUGUUAUUGUGUGCGGUGAUGACCCUGGUAGACUUCCGAAACCGCAUCCAGAUAACGCGGAAUUCAUAUGUAAGGAACUCCAUGUGUCACCUGAAGAAACAGUUAUGAUAGGAGAUACCUCAACGGACAUUGCUUUUGCAAAAGUGAGCAAGAUGUAUUACUACAGGAUUAAUUAACAUUCAAUAAAAGGUGACAAAGCUCUUAUAAAACCAAGUCCUAAACGUUUGUUAGUUAGCUCCUAGAAGGACAAAAGGUGUCACUAUUACAUUAAACUCACAAACGCUAGUCUUAGAACAACUGUUGUACGAAUUGACCAGGCAGAUAAUAAACCUAUCUGAACUUCUUAGCAUAACUCAUGUACCUUUCACAGUAUAAUACAUCAUUCUUAAUAAAUGCUUCAAAAUAUUUGAGGUAUGAUAAUUCCCUUUUUACAUUUUACUCAAAGAAUGCUAAUCUAGGUUUAUGUAUUGGUGUUCUUAGUGGAAUCGGUCAACAAAAUGGUUUGGAGGAAACCUGGCUUAAGCAUUCUGAAAUUGAGGGUAAAAGUAAUUUAAACGAGGUUAAAUCAUACCAUUCAAAACCUAAGUUACAUAUUGUGCCAUCUGUUGGUCAUAUAUUGCCAAUCGUGUUGCCUGAUCUUAAUCUACCAAUCAAACAAAUUUUGCUCGGUAACAACGUGUUACAUCAAAAGCUGUCAAAUCAAAAGUUUAAACUGGUUAUUAUUGACAAAGAUGGGAGUUUUAUCAAUGUACAUCCCCGUUGGGCUGAAUGGUGUGAGAAAGUCUACAUAAGAUUAUCGGAAAAAACGUCUCCUGAUCUAGCAUGUACAUUUUUGAACAUACUGGGUUACUCUUCUGAGACGCGAAAAAUAUCUAAUGGUAUUUUAGCUGAAGGAUCUACAGUGUUUAUUGAAGAGUGCCUGCGGUAUUUGCUCAUACUAAAAGGUUACGGAGUCAAGGAGUCUGACCAGAUAGUAAACCAGAUAUGGAUCUGUCCAAGCUCUAUACCAGGUAUAACUAUAUCUGAUACAGUUGAAACAGUUAAGAAACUUAGGGAAAUCGGUCUACAAGUAGCUAUAAAUAGUUCAGACAGCCGAAAAGCCUGCGACGAUUUCUUGUUAAACCUAAAAUUGCAUGACUACAUAAAUAUCAUAGUGUCAGCUGAGGAUGCCGGUUGUCACCCAAAACCUUUACCACAUACUGUGCUUCAAAUCAUUGACAAAGUUGGAUGUAAACCUGAAGAAACAGUCAUUGUCGGUGAUACACCUGCAGACUUAAUGUCCGGUCGAUCGGCUAAGGUUGGCCUUACUGUUGGACUGUUAUCUGGAUUUUCAUCGGCAACCGAUCUAAUCUCCUAUUCAGACCUAAUUUUACCAAACUUAUCUCAUCUCCCUAAUAUAUUCAUUGAUUAAAGGUAGUUUGAAGGAAGAAAUAAAACAAUCCAUAAAAGGAUGGUACAAAAUCAACAAAUUCAUUGUGUCAUAUUUUUUUAAGUUAUGAAUACUUCUUAGAAACUUUAUUCAAUUCUGAUUUCAUUUCCUUUGUACUUUAUACCACAAAAGAUGUAAACUUAUUUUAUAAUUCCUUCUUCCGAAAUAUCUUCCUUGAAAAUUUUUUAAUGACAGUAAUAACCAUUUUUCAAUUAUUUCCGAUGACGGUUGUUAUGGAUAAUUUGGAUAUCAAGUUGAUUGAUGCUAAUAAAAGCAUUUUACCUAAAA